AGUGGUUGUCAAAAUUUUCGUUUUGUUGGAGAGGUGUUUUUCGACGUGGGACGUGGCUCACAAAAAUUUACUUCUUCUGAUAGUACUGAUACUUUAUUCAGUCCAGUUUUGAGUGAAAAGUGAUCAAAAUGUCCAAGAUAUUUGUUCUACCAGUAUUACUAACUUUCUUAGUUGGAUUUGGUUCGGCUUGUUCAAAUCCACAAGUAACCUCAAAAUCAUUCACGACCAAAGAUGCAACAAUUGUUUCUCACAUAGGAUUUAUAUCUGAAAUUACUGUAAAAUGUACAACUGGAGUAUUGUCAAGUUUGUAUGCCGAGUUAGAGGAUGGUAGCAUUAUUCCAGUUGCCGUGGUAGCACCCGAAACUUUCCAGGUCAGCUGGAUUGAAGAAUCUAAAUCAGCACGUUCUGGACAGCGACUUAUUCGUAUUUUUGAUGAGGAAGGUUAUACCGCUUUGCGUAAAGCUAUCAGGAAUAAUGAACCAACAGGAAGUGUUCCAGAAUUUUUCAGUGUUUAUGUACACCAUUCUGGAGCUUACAAUGGUCCUUGGGUGAAGAGUGAAUUUAUUGCAGUAGUACUAUCAAUUUUAGUAUCUCAAUUUGCUCUAACAACAAAAUCCAAAAUUGUUUCGUAAUUUACCACUUUGUUUAUAAGUCUAAUUUAUUUUUAUAUUGUUUUUCCAUCAAGAUAUGAUAUGAAAACGUUGUAAGAAGUUAUUAAGUAAUAAAGAGAUAACUUCUGAGAAGCAAA
Molecule: messenger RNA, 748 nt
Organism: Sitophilus oryzae (rice weevil)
Lineage: Eukaryota; Metazoa; Arthropoda; Insecta; Coleoptera; Curculionidae
Gene: Tapdelta
Product: translocon-associated protein subunit delta
Exons: 2
Coding region: 129-632 (167 amino acids)
Cellular component (GO): membrane; endomembrane system; endoplasmic reticulum
Source: RefSeq, a predicted model, not a curated record